Messenger RNA from Notolabrus celidotus (New Zealand spotty), 1942 nucleotides. RefSeq names its product chromosome 16 C18orf21 homolog (gene rmp24). Lineage: Eukaryota; Metazoa; Chordata; Actinopteri; Labriformes; Labridae. The transcript is spliced from 5 exons. The record is from RefSeq and is a predicted model, not a curated record. Bases 244 to 963 code for a protein of 239 amino acids.
UGCACCGCACUGGACGUGGCGUUAUAUUGUCGCGACCCAACGUGGAUGUAGCAAGCAACCGCAGCUUCCAGUGUGAGCUAAAUGGAAACCUAUCCUACGUUUAUUGGUCGUUGCAGCUAAAACGAACUUUGCGUUGCCCUAUUUCAUUUAUUGCUCACUUAAACGUUUUCGGAAGGAGUUUAAAUACGGAUCAGUAGCGCAGCCUCAGUUUCUUCACGUGUCGCAGCAGUACCCUGGCUGAAAAUGAAGACUCCUGUGGAAGAAAAAGCAGCCAAGUUCUUGCUAGAAGCUUCCCUACUGUACAAAGAGACAUGCCCGGAGCUAUCAAGGUUCCUUAUGCAGUGGCCCAUGAAUGCAAAUGAAAAACAAAAGCAGACACCCUCAAGUUCGGUGCAGAAUGCCUCAAUGUGUCCAUCUUGUUAUCAGUGGCUGCGACCUGACAACCAUAGGGUGAGACUGCGGCCCAAGCGCCGUCCAUCAGCACGCGUGCAGAGCAUCCUGCGCAGGAAAGCCAGAGGCAAACGACUCAGCCUGAUGCAGAGAAAGCUGCUGCAUCGUUUCCAACAGUCCUGCUCAGUACUGAUGGCCACCUGCCACACUUGCAACACAACAUCCAGACACAAAGGAAUGAACAGGGAGUUUCUUGUUAACUUUGCCAAGACCCACAACACACCGGGGAGCGCCAGCAAAUACAAAACCCCCCAGUCAGCCAGCAGAGGCAACAUGAACACCCAGAAGACUCCUGGCAAAGACAAGACACCUGCUCAUACACCUAGGUCCUCUAUCACCUCUAGCACUUCAGGCUCAGGCUCAUCGUCCUCCAAACCUACUUCCAAACCUCCUUCUAAACCUCCUUCCAAACCUAAAAACUGGGUCGUUCAGCGUCUCAGCAAGAUCCUCAUGCGGGAAGACAACCAUGGGGUCAAGAAGGGGGGCUUGAAAGAUUUUCUUUCCUCACUUUGAAAUGCUCUUAAAUCCAUCUUGUCUUUCUGCCUGAUCUUAAAAACACAAGGGCUCGGAGCCAUGUUGUAACCUGUUUACACAGAGGGCGUAAGGGAACUUGAGAAAGUAACUUAGUUUCCAAGCUGGUGUGAGAGAGGUUACAGUUCACCCACAUGACUGUUGCUGGGCUGUUCGGAGUAGCACUCCUGGUGCCCUGAAUGCAACUGAGAGCAGUGGGCUGGUUGUUUCAACUAUUAAUUAGGGUUACUGCCUUUUUUAUUGAGCCAAUCAGAGUGCUUCUUUUGUCUAUUUAAGCUCAUGCCACCUUUAUUCCCUAAACUAGGGGUGAAUGUUUGACUGUCUCAAUGAGGAAUUGUUCAGUAUUUACCAAAUAGCUGCAACAUUGCAGAAAGUCCAACUUUGUUCUGUGUUGUCAUUUGGUUUCCUUCUCUGUUUGGGUUUUUCUUUCUUAAGUUUUACAUUUUUAUGAUGAAAUGUAUUCAUGCAACUUGAUGUCAUUUUUCUUUUGUAUUUAAAAUUCUUAACUCUCUUUAUUUUUGGCCCUCUCCAGCGGGGAGGUGUGUCUUUAGGUUAUUUUGGUAUGGCACUGCUGUACUUGAGAAAUGUAUAAAUAAUUUUUGCCACCUUAGCUUUUUCAUACAUACAUUUUUUUGUGAAAGGAUAUUUGUAAUCAUCUAGAAAGGGACUCAUCAGAUUAUGUUUACAUUGAUUGGGUGCUUCUGCCUGAAACCUCACUUUUGAUCAAAGACUUUACAUUUCUUUAAGUACUUUCUUUAACUAAAUGUUAUUUGUAAGGUUCAACUUUUCAAUAUCUUGUUAAGAGCAGGAAUUUAAAUAUCUACUGAUUUUUUUACUGCUUGAUUACCUGUUUUCCAUUAGCUAUUCAAUGUACAGUUAGUGUUUAAAUCCUGAAAUACCUCACAUUUGUAUUCCACCUACACCAAAACUCUAUGAAAUAAAAACUUUGAAGUCUGUGAUA